Molecule: messenger RNA, 7252 nt
Organism: Oreochromis aureus
Lineage: Eukaryota; Metazoa; Chordata; Actinopteri; Cichliformes; Cichlidae
Product: solute carrier family 35 member D3
Exons: 4
Coding region: 357-1682 (441 amino acids)
Cellular component (GO): Golgi apparatus
Molecular function (GO): antiporter activity
Source: RefSeq, a predicted model, not a curated record
GUCAUUACAGAGUGCGCGCUCCGAGGAGAGGUUGCUGCUGCGCUGUUUGCGCCGCGCUCACACUUCUGCGGGACUUUUUCGUCUUAUUUUAUUUCCUGAGCAGGAAGCAGAGGAGACUGUCCACGGGUGAUGAUGAUUCAGUGGAAACUAAAGUUUGUGUCACGUGCAGCACCGACUCCGAGCGCGAGCUCCUGCUUUGUGUCUCCGCCUGAACGCUCCUGAACGCGGACCCGCACCGGUUACAGCGGGCUCUGUGCGGCCUCAAGUCCUUCCUCUCCCGCGCCUGGCAGCACCCAACGUGUCCACGCCGCGCCGUGACAGGGCUCCCCGGCACCGACUCCUCUCUGCCCCCCGUCAUGGAUGUGUUCAAGAGCCGACUUUUGGGGAUUUCCGUGGCCGUGGCGCACGGCGUGUUCUCGGGCUCCCUGAACAUCCUGCUGAAGUUCCUCAUCAGUAAUUAUCACUUCGGCUUCCUCACGCUUAUACAGUUCCUGACCAGCAGCACCGCGAUGCUCACCCUGGAGACCCUCAGGCGACUGGGGAAGGUCGAGAUCCCCCCGUUCAGCCUGCCGCUCGCCAAGGAGUUUGCCUCAGUGUGUAUCCUCUCCACGCUGCAGUCCACGCUCACGCUGUGGUCUCUGCGCGGCCUCAGCCUGCCCAUGUACGUCGUGUUCAAGCGCUGCCUGCCACUCUUCACGCUCAGCAUCGGCGUGUGCGUGCUCAGGAAUGGCGUGCCGUCUGUCGGGGUGGUGACCGCUGUGCUCAUCACCACCGGGGGAGCUGCACUAGCUGGUGCCGGUGAUCUCACAGGUGAUCCCUUUGGUUACGUCACCGGUGUUUUAGCCGUCAUCAUCCAUGCCUCCUACUUGGUUCUGAUCCAGAAAACCAGUCUGGACAGCGAGUAUGGACCGCUUACCGCACAGUACGCCAUCGCCAUCAUGGCCUCACCGGUGCUGCUGGUGUGCUCCUUCAUUUCUAUGGAUGCCAUCAACAUUUGGUCAUACAAAGGCUGGACGGACCCUCACAUCACGGUCAUCUUCAUCUUCUGCAUCUUCAUCGGCUGUGCCAUGAACUUCACCACGCUGCAUUGCACCUACAUCAACUCGGCUGUCACCACCAGCUUCGUUGGUGUGGUCAAGAGCAUCGCCACCAUCACCGUCGGUAUGUUGGCCUUCAGUGACGUUGCACCUACCAGUCUGUUCAUUGGCGGUGUGGUGGUGAACACCAUCGGCUCCAUCACCUACUGUGUGGUCAAAUACUACGAGACAAAGAAGAAGAGCUCGUAUGAGGACCUGGAGGAGGCGGGGAAGGACAACGGGCUGCCGGGCAAGCCUUACAGAGAGAAACCUCCGCUGGACGGGAGCGGUCCCACUACAGGAUCUGAUCCAGAGCAGCCAGAGUCAGAAGGAGUGCCGAGCAGUGACGAGAAGGAGGAGUCAGCAGCCACGGCCCAUUUGGCUAACGGACAGUUGUGGACGGGAGAAGGUGAGAAAGGUGUCAAUUUUCAUGUCAUGACAGAAAAAGAGGCGCUGGAGAUGCAGAGGGAGCACCUCCAAAAGGAGAACACCACUGCUGCCACGUCGCUCAGUGAUAGCUAUGUCGGAGUGUGGAGGUCCAUCAGACAUCUGCAGUUCCUAAAGAAAGACCCCUUGAUUGAAAACAUGGAGCAGCAAAGUCCGUGAGGGUGGGACUAAGAGCCGAACUAAAAAAAAAAAAAAGAAAAAAAAAAAGGAAAUUAAUGAAACGUCAAGGAAACCAGAGAAGAAGAAAAUGACUGAACCUCUACUGUAUGUACGCCAGGAACCUCUUAGUGCUUACUGAAUGCUCGUUGGUCAUGUUCACCGCUGUUGCUUCAAUUACCUCGACAAGAUCUUUUGUGCCAAAAACUCUGUUUCAUUACACAGAAGUCUGAGUGCUUUAUUUCUCUGUUGUUUAUGAGUGAAAAGAGGUUUCUGGUGGAGAAAAGUGGAUGAAGAGCUUUGGGCAGAGCUGCCCGUCAGUGAUAAAUGCUGCCUCUCGUGUCCCUCGGCUCAGUGGUGGGGUGGUUGGGGCUAGGCAGUGUGAUGUGGAUUGCGUCUUUGCUGAUUCUCCAGCUUGCCGAACAAGAGCAGGCCUUGUAGAAAAAGAGUGCAUCUUGUGCAAACUUGAAAAUCACACCCAUCAGGGAGGAGCUGAACACAACAAAGGUUUCUGUUUUGUGCUUUGAUCUUGUUUUUGAUUGGCUGUGGGCAUGCGGGCGACUCUAUGGCUGUGAUCACUCCAGGUUUCUUUGAGUUUGUCCAGCUCAAACUCUGCAGGUCUACAGUCACAUUUUACUGCUGGUUUCCGGUUUCUGUGUUUACUUUAGCAACAUUAAGUGAAAUAAUAAUCACGUCAUUUCACGCUCCGCUUCUGUCUCAUUUUCUUUUCUGUGUCUUUUCCUUAAUUUUAUAUAUGCGCUGUUCUACUGGCCAAAGUUUCAGAACUAAUGUUGGUGUAUGUAAAGGUGAUCUCUGUGAGAGAAGAGCUCAGACUUCAUACCUUUUUUUUCUAUCCUUGGAUGUUUAUGAUGUCAGUGAGCACAGAUAUUCCUUGUAUGGUCAUCUCAGCCUUUCAGUUCAGGCUUUGAGCACAGAGGCCCAACUAGCUAUGCUUACGCAUUUAACGACAGGGACAGAGAGAGAACUAAAAACACUCCAACAGCUUCUUCAAACAGGAUCAACUGAAAAACAACACCAUGGCCCAAAAGGAAACACAAGAGCAUAAUGGCCGUUUUAAACACUUGUAUUUAUUUUUCAUUUUAUGCUUUUUUUUUUUGUCAGCUAGGUACAUUAAAAAAGUUUUUUUUUUGCUUUAUAUAUUAUAAAACAAGAUGCUUUCAAAUACAAAUACUUACAAGUAUACACAGUAUGAAUACAAUUAAAUACAGCAGCAAAAAACAAGACAUUAUAAUGUGAAGCCUUAUAGUUCUGAUUUCCACUUAUUUCACUUUUGAGUCGUUCUUCAGUGACACAAUGAUUUUGAGUUCUGGUUGCACUAAACAAGCUUUGUGAAGUUCUCAUUGUUUCCAGAAUUUUUAUUUGACGGUUCAAAGUCCGCUGGAGAAAUAAUUAACAUGAUUUUAAUGCUGAUUUCAUUUCACGUCAAGGCUUGAUAUAAUUAUGGACUGUGAUUCAGUUAGCACGCAGCACACAGCAUAACAUGCUUAAGUGAAAGUAUCUUUUCUUCGCUUGUUAUCACACCAGUGUUAUAACCAUGACUGGACCGAGCAAGGAUGCUGUAGUAGUUCUUCUAUCAGGCUAGCUUAAGAAGACUUGAAGCUAAGUUUCCCAGAGAUGUAUCUAAGACUAUCUAAGACUUAUUUAUGAGGCUUUUUGUGCCAUUUGACUACGACUGGGUGCAGGGUCGGGUGGCUGUAAUAUUCUUCAUCCAUAUUCUUCAUCCAUAAGGACGUUUAUUUACCAGCAGAGCAGAAUAAAGAUGAGCAGUUCAGUACACCUAACAAUCUGAGAUUGAUUAUCUUGACAGGACACCUGUAAUUUGAUGACAGCACUUAGUUUUACUGCAACGCUUCCCCUAAAAAGCGUCUUGGCUCCAAAGAUCGCACUGUGAACACUUUUUUAUUAUUUCUACCUCCAGUAGAAAUUCGUGCCAACAGGGAGGUCUGUGCAGAGGCAUCGGGCACAAAGAAGCAAGCAUAUAAAUCCCUUAACGCACACCUUGCUGGAGAUUAUGUUAUUCUUCAUGCCUUCCUAAUAUGUUAUUUUGGGACGGGAUUACAAAUAGCUCGGGAAAAGAUUUGUAGGAGGUGGAAGAAAACGUGGCUUCAUGAUCAACUGUUGUUUCGCCAGAUUGGCGUGAUUGGAUUUGAAGAGAAUACUGGUUACAAAGAAUUUAAUAUAAUCUGCUUUAAAAACACAAACUGCUCCUCUGACAGCCUCAAUAACAUCAUGGGAGCUACAAAGAAACAGUGACAUGUGCCCCAUCGGUGAGGUAUACAGUGUCUGCGUGUGGGUUAUGGAUAAUCAGUGAAUUAAAGACAGUGAAAUCAUUUGAAGAAAGCUCAUUUUUGCAGUCAGUGACUGUCGUGGUGUAAUUAGCCUAGCUUUGCAGAGUAAAACAACAAACCCAACCUUCUACUGGUCAAAGGUUCAGAAAAGAAACUAAGGAAGCAAAACUAUCUGGUCUUGGUGCACCAGUAAACUGGAGAGGCUCGCUGCUCUCCUCCAGGCGAUUCACCGACAGUUUCUAAUGAAAUCGGUGAAAAUCAGCCUCUCUGAGGGAGAUGUGUGGGCCACUGAGCCGACCACACGUCUCAAGGAAUUAUUCAAGCGUCCUCCACAUGUGGGCUGAGCCGUCAUGGGCAGACAUUUUAAAUUAGGGCUUGGUGCUAAUGAUCACAUCUGUUCCACUGAAUAUAACAGCAGAUACCAAAGUUUAGGUAAAUAACCUUGCAUAAUCUUUUUUUAUAUUUACUAUUUUAUGAAAACUUGUAGAAAUAUUAACAGGAACUCAAAGAAAUAGUUUUGGAAGCUCUGUGGAUCUAGUCCAGUAUCAGUCUCUGUCACGAGCUGCUCAGCGUAGCUUAUUAUUAAUAUUGGAAACAGAUGGAAACAGCUAUCAUCUGCUAAAGCACAGCUCACUGACACGUCGUUUGAGAGCGACUGUGCUCAACUUUUUGACAUCAACUUGAAGAAACUUUGCCAAAGGAAUUUUAAUUCCCUGUAAAAAUAUAGCUUCUGUUUUAUUUGUUUAUGCUUGUUUAGUAAUAUAAAAGAUAAGAUGGUUGUAGAACUGAAACUAAUGUUAUUAUUAAUAGAAAUCCAAACUCAUAACUUCUGUUGACGUCUUGUGUUGAAGAUAAAAGAGGCAAAUCUUUAAACAACAAGACACUAAAGGAAGAGAAAAUCUGAAUUUUUGUGUAAAAGCUUCAUGAUACAGUGAACUUUUUCAACACUUUUCGAUUAUUCUUCCACAAGUUGACUGAUAAAUCCUAAUGUUUUUAAACCAUUUGGUUCAAAGGCUGGAAGAAUUUUAUAAAUCCACUAACAACAUGGAGGUGACCUCUUAAAACGACUGACGUCUUUAGAAAGGCAUCAGCACGUCUGAGGCACAGGAACGAAGGAAGGAUAAAGCUCUGAGCUUUCAUCCGCAUGUUUACUGUUGUGAAAGCUUCACAAUCCUUUGCUAAAUUCAGCUACAUUAAACACAAACCUGAUACUUCUGGUUGAAAGUUUUGUGUUUCUCCUUAUCUUCUCUUUUGAGCGUUCCCAGCCUGGAAAACGUCUCUUUUCCUCCCUCUGUUGGGAAACAACAGAGGGAGGAAAGGACUCAUAGAAAAUGUCUCUGGUGUUUUUCAGCACCACUAGAGCUGAAAAACUGCAAAGGUUAGCUUUAACGGCGUCCCUGCAUCCUCAAAGCUGAGCUACAACAGAGACACAAAGACUAUUAACACAAACGGGGAGCAUUCAUCUGCUCUCCUCCAAUCUUAGGCUCCUUCUCAAAGGAGGAGCUUCAGGCAUGGUGAAUUGUGUGAAGAGAAGAAGCUGUCAACCUCUGGUAUAGAUCGAUAUUGAUUUCCUCCUCACACUCUGCAAACUUCAUUUAAUGCUACAUAAGAUGUGAUGUACCCCGAAGCUGCAGAGAGCCGAGUGUGGGCUCUCUGAAGGAGCCUCGCUGAGGCGCCUUGUCCAGAUUUAACACUUCAGAAAAGAUAAAUAUGGUUGAAAAAGCAGGACGUGGAUUAUUUGUUGGUUUAAAGGUGUCUAGGGGUGAUAAUGACACAAAAGCAUGAACAAUUAGAAGCCACAAAGUGCAUAAAGGUGUUUGCUAUGUAGACUUUUCAUGUCUUACAUUUGAAAGUAAAAUCUGAAAAACAACCUGAGACCAAAUUAGCACAAUCGGCUUAUUAUUGGUCUUAGCAGGUUAGUUUCAUGUACUAAAGUAUGUAAAUUGUUACCUAUGAAAGGUGAAACAGAGUUGGUUUGCUUCCUACUGAUUUCUGUCUCAGCAUGUAAAUCAGGACAGAGCAGGUCAGCCGAACAUGGGAAUCCUAAAUUCUGGCCGAGUUGAAUUUAAUAUGUGGAAAGUAAAUCUUCCAGUCAUUAAAAAUCUCUUAUGUUUCAUUUAACUAGAGCUGGAUCACUGAAAGAUUGUUAGUGAAUCUGAGUGGAUGCAGUAAAUCCAGAACAGCUGAAACAUCUGUAUGGGUGUCUUUUUGUCACUGUUAGUCUUGUAUUAUUGUCUGUGAAAGUACUGUGUGCAACCCCUCACCAUCACCAUCACAGGUGGAUGGAUUAGCGAGUAGGUCUCCUGUCUAUCCCGGGUAAGAGCAUUUAUUAAAAAAAAAAAAAGUAAUCAACAGAACCAUAAAGAGAUAAGCCCAUGCACUGCACCUGAACUGUUCCAGAAAUUACCAACACAGAGCAGUUCUGUCAGACGCCUCGUGACCCUCUCCACUCUGUGGAUACGGUGGUGGUCUGUGGUGUUUGUGCCCUGAAGCCAUGAAAAUAAGAGCCCAGGCUAGGUGACAGGCCCCUUUAGAGGAAAACCAGGAAGUCUGAACAGUGAUGGAGACAUUAAGACUGUAGUUCUGAGUCUUUGCACUUUAUUCAGUAUUUUCUGAUUUAUUUACAGUUUCUUUCUACUAAUGCUUCACUUCCUGAGUAGGUUUAAGGCAUUGCUGGCACAUGAGAAGUCUGUAGUGACACAUCCCUAUUCGUUUACCCUCUAAACCCAAACCUGUCUCUGGCAUCAGAUAAGUGUUCCGCAAUGUGUUUUUAACAUCUGUCCUGAACCUUUUGCUCAACUGAAAGAAUUCCAAAGCAAAAAGAGUUACAACAUUUUCAACAAAAAGUCUGACCUAAAACCAAUCGGUUAAUGCCUUAUUGCCUUAAGGCACAAUGUUCCAGUCUGACGCUCCCACAACACUGAAACGCCUCACAAUACCAUCUGUGUCUGGUUCCUGGAGGUUUGUGGGAGUUACCUUUCCUGAAGAGCCAGUUUAUUCAUAAUCCAUCCAAGAUCAUGUCACAUCUUUUAGUUUUAAACCACAGUGUGUUUCGGAAACAAACCAUCAGGUGUGAAGUGGGACACAGCAGCAUGUUGGAGUUGUGGCAAACAGCCCGAUGUCAUGAAUAUUGUGAAAAGAGCAGAUGUCUUUAAAAAAGAGAUGUGAUGUGUGUUGUGCAUGAAAAGUGAGAAAUAUUUUCUGUCUUUCUAUAAAAGAGCUGUCAUGUUUUUUCUGACCGAAAUAAAGUCUGAUAUUUCAAAA